Aspergillus mulundensis is the source of this 1392-nucleotide messenger RNA. RefSeq names its product argininosuccinate lyase ARG4. The coding region runs from base 1 to 1392 and encodes 463 amino acids. Gene Ontology annotation, cellular component: cytosol. Gene Ontology annotation, molecular function: argininosuccinate lyase activity. The transcript is spliced from 3 exons. NCBI's taxonomy places the organism in Eukaryota, Fungi, Ascomycota, Eurotiomycetes, Eurotiales, Aspergillaceae. The record is from RefSeq and is a predicted model, not a curated record.
AUGAGCGCCCCUAAAGUCGCCGAGAACAUGCUGUGGGGAGGUCGAUUCACCCAGGGCCUCGACCCCCUCAUGGUCCAGUACAACGAGUCCCUCCCCUACGACCGCAUCCUGUGGAAGCAAGACAUCGCCGGCUCGAUCGCCUUCGCCCGCGCCAACACAAAGUCCGGCAUCCUCUCCGCCCACGAGUUCUCCGAGAUCGAGCGCGGCUUCAAGCAGAUCGCCGAGGAAUGGAGCAGCAACUCCUUCGCCGUCAAGCCCAACGACGAGGACAUCCACACCGCGAACGAGCGCCGCCUCUCCGAGAUCAUCGGCAAGGAGAUCGGCGGCAAGCUGCACACGGGCCGCUCCCGCAACGAGCAGAUCGCAACCGACCUCCGCCUCUGGCUGCGCGAUGAACUCCGCAAACUCGACGCCUUCCUGUGCGACCUCAUCAAGGUCUCCAUCGCCCGCGCCGAGUCCGAAAUCGACUACCUCAUGCCCGGCUACACACACCUGCAGAAGGCCCAGCCCGUCCGCUGGGCCCACUGGCUCCUGUCCCACGCGACCGCGUUCGCCGACGAGCUGAAGCGUCUGCGGGAGGUCACGAAGCGCGUGAACCGCUCCCCGCUCGGCACCGGUGCGCUCGCCGGGAACCCCUUCCAGAUCGACCGCGAGUCCAUGGCCAAGGAGCUGGGCUUCGAGGGGCUCCUGUACAACUCGAUGAACGCCGUCGGCGACCGUGACUUUGCGAUGGAGACGAUGCAGUGGGGGAGCUCGUUCAUGCUCAAGAUCUCCCGCUGGGCCGAGGACCUGAUCAUCUACUCUUCGCUGGAGUUCGGGUUCGUCCGUCUGUCCGACGCCUACUCGACCGGGUCGUCGUUGAUGCCUCAGAAGAAGAACGCCGACAGCCUCGAGCUCCUCCGCGGCAAAGCCGGCCGCGCCUUCGGCCACAUGGCCGGCCUCAUGUGCACCAUCAAGGGCCUCCCGACAACCUACAACAAGGACCUGCAGGAGAGCGUCGAGCCGCUGCUCGACCACAUCAAGACCGUCGGCGACAGCAUCCAGAUCGCCACGGGCGUGCUCUCAACCCUCACGACCAUCCCCGAGAAGAUGGUCGCCGCCCUGGCCCCCGAGAUGCUGGCCACCGAGUUCGCCGACUACCUCGUCCGCAAGGGCGUGCCUUUCCGCGAGGGCCACCACAUCUCCGGGCGCGUCGUGCAGCUCGCUGAGAAGCACGGUGUGCCCAUGGACAAGCUGACGCUUGAGCAGCUGAAGGGUGUGGAUAGCAGGUUCGGCGAUGAUAUCCAGGAGUGUUUGGAUUAUGAGCGGGCUGUUGAGCUGAAGGAUGCGAUUGGGGGGUGCUCUAAGAGGGCUGUUCUGGAGCAGACGGCUGUGCUGAAGGGUAUUCUGUGA